Messenger RNA from Symbiodinium natans, 306 nucleotides. The record is from the annotation of a GenBank genome assembly. Lineage: Eukaryota; Dinophyceae; Suessiales; Symbiodiniaceae.
AUGUCGGGAGUUGAUGCACUCCUGGGAACAUCACUGAAUCUGGUGGCCUACAGUCGCUUGGCAGGAGCAACCUGCUGCCUGUCGCCUGCAUUCACCGAGCCUUUCCGGAGGGUGUGCACAGCGAAGGUCGCAUCCAGGCAAACAUGUGAGAUCGACUCCGUCUACCUCCUAGACUACCUGGCACUUGCAUGGAAGGCCACUUUGUUGAAACCCUCACCAGGCUUCGAACAGCUCGAACCGAUGAUUGGAGGUGCGUUCCAUGUUUGUAGUUCAAUGCGUGUGUUGAAGACUUGCACACGACUUUAG